CCAUGUGUGGCACAGAGAGAACUAGUCCAGUCUAGGCAACUGGGUACCUAGGGCGACCAUCUUGUACAUCCUUGCUGUCACAAGUAAGGUUUUCAACUGCUCUGACUGGCUCUGUGGACCAAACAUUAUUCAUCUGCCUCCAGACUGCUCAGUGGCUCUGCUUCCACUCCCAUCCCUUUUAAGUGGCUUCUUGGGCUCAGAGAGGACAUUCAUUUAAUUUCCAGAAGUUGUAGCCAGGAAAUGGACUCAGUGGUCUUUGAGGAUGUGGCUGUGGAAUUUACCCAGGAAGAGUGGGCUUUGCUGGAUUUUUCUCAGCGGAAACUCUAUCGAGAUGUGAUGAUGGAAAACUUCAGGAACCUGGAUUCAGUUUUUAAACAGGAUAAUAAUGGACAAACGUCCAUGAAGAAUGACUCCUGGCCCUCCAUGUUAGGAGAAGUACAUGAAUUCCAUGGCAUUGAACAUCAGCACAACAACCGGAGGAGGCACGUAAGAGUAUACACAGUGGAGAGACUCUGUGAAAGUAAAGAUGGUAAAGUAAAUAAAGGUGAAGAAGGUAAUCAAUGUGGAAAAACUUUGAGCUGGAUUGGAAAUCUUACUAGGCUGAAAAGAACUCCUGCUGGAGUAAAUCCUGAAUGCCUUGAGUGUGGAAAAGCUUUCAUGGAUCAGUCAUCAUUUGAUCAUCAUAACAGAUCUCGCAGUGGACACAAACCUUAUCAUUGUAAGGAAUGUGGAGAAUACCGGAGAUGUCCUUCUUACCUAAAACCUCACAUGAGAGAGAAACUUUAUAAAUGUCAGGAUUUGGGGAAACCUUGUAGUUGUUCCUUACCCCUCACUAAACAUAUAAGAACUCACAGUGAACAGAGGCCUCAUGAAUGUAAGGAGUGUGGGAAAGCCUUUGGUUAUCUCUCAAGCCUCACUAGACAUAUAAAAACUCACAGUGGAGAGAGGCUUUUUGAAUGUAAGAAAUGUGGGAAAGCCUUUAAUCGUUCCUCGGUCCUUGCUACACAUUUACGAAUUCACAGUGGAGAGAGGCCUUAUGAAUGUAAGGAAUGUGGGAAAACCUUUAGUCGUUCCUCAAACCUCACUAGACAUACAAGAACUCACAGUGGAGAGAGGGCUUAUGAAUGUAAGGAAUGUGGAAAAGCCUUUAGUCUGUCCUCACACCUCACUAGACAUAUAAGAACUCACAGUGGAGAAAAGCCUUAUGAAUGUAAGGAAUGUGGGAAAGCCUUUAGUCGUUCCUCAUCCCUCACUACACAUAUACGAAUUCACAGUGGAGAGAAGCCUUAUGAAUGUAAGGAAUGUGGGAAAGCCUUUAGUCAUUCCUCAGCCCUCACUACACAUAUAAGAUCUCACAGUGGAGAGAGACCUUAUGAAUGUAAGAAAUGUGGGAAAGCCUUUAGUUGUUCCUCAGCCCUCACUACACAUACGCGAACUCACAGUGGAGAGAGACCUUAUGAAUGUAAGGAAUGUGGGAAGGCUUUUAGUUUUUCCUCAUCUCUAACUAUACAUAUAAGAUCUCACAGUGGAGAGAGGCCUUAUGAAUGUAAGGAAUGUGGUAAAGCCUUUAGUUGUUCCUCUCACCUCACUACCCAUAUAAGAACGCACAGUGAAAAGAGGCCUUAUGAUUGUAAGAAAUGUGGGAAAGCCUUUAGUCGGUUUUCACAACUCACUAGACAUGUAAGAGUUCACAACAGAGAGAAGCCUUAUGAAUGUAAGGAAUGUUGAGUAUCCUUGAGUCAGUUUUCAUACUUCGUUGGCCAUAUAAGGGCUCACAAUGGAUACAGGCCUCAUGAAUAUAAAGAAUGUGCGAUCGCCUUUAGUUUUUCAUCCUUUAUGUAAACAUCUUAGAACUUACCAUGGAGAUAAGCCUUAUGAUAGUAAGGAAUAUGGGAAAGCCUUUAGUUCUUACACCUCAUUGACCAUAUAAGAUUUCACAGUGGAGAGAAACUGCAGUGCAGUGAAUUGCUAUUACCUGGCCCUUCUAGCCAUGGUCUUGGAACUCCCACAAAACGAUUGCCUGGUACUAUGCAAGUAAAGUGGAUGGAACCCUUGUAGGGGAUUUGUUGGUUUUACCAUCCCACUAGGUUUAAAAGAGAGCCAGUCCCCAAGAGGAGUGGGGGGACCCCACUACCAUCAAGAACACAGGCCAGGAGUGAAGUGCUUCCUUUGGAACUGAGGUACUUGUGCUGAGAACCUCCUAGACCCAGGAGGCAGAGAGCUUAACACUGUAAGAGGAGCAGCAUGAGACAGAACCAGUGGCAAGCACAGCAAAGAAACAGCAGCAGAACCAAGACACCAGUGCAAGAUGGCAUAGUGGGCUUCCCAGCCCACCGAAUGAGGCAGCCACAAUGGGCUUGCCGACCUACAGCGUGAGAGCUGAGCACCUUCAGGCAGGUGGCUCCCUGAUAGAAUGGGGCACUUCUGAGUACCCGAAGUUGGGCUUACCAGCCCACGGAACUAGAGAGCUGAGCAACUUCAGGCAGGGGGCUUCCUUGCCAAGUGGGGUGCCUUCUGGCACUUAUCAACUUGGCUAAGUAACACUUGCCCGAGCAGGGCAGAGGCAAGGCCUGAGCACGGCCUGGCAGCAAGAAGGGCCCGACCAGGGUUCAUUCACAGAAACUGAGAAGAAGCUGUCCUAAUAGAACUGUAUCCUGAGUUAUUCCUGUUAUCUCCGUGUUAAUCCUGAUCCUGAAAUGUAACCUUUUACUUCCCUAAUAAACCCCAUUAAUCAUGAGUCUGCUCUAUGAGUUCUGUGUGGCUGUUGAAACAAAUUAUCAAACCCAGCAGAGAAGUAGAGAGUGCUGCAGGAGGCACGGCUGGUAUCAGAGUUGGUUAAAAGGUUGGAGGGUGGAGGUAUGUUUGAAGUCCAUUUGAUAGGAAUCAGCUUUAGUCUUCGGGCUGCUGAUGGUUAUUCUGCUCCCCCUGAAGUUAGAAGAUGGCUUCUGAUGCCAUACUAUUUUUACAGAAGCCUUAUGAGUAGUAAGGUAAGUGGGAAAGCCUUUAGUUGGUCCUCAUCCCUCACCAUAGAAGAGUUUACAGUGUAGAGAGGCCUUAUAAGGGAUUCGGGAAAACUUUUAUUGCUUGGUAAACAUCACGAACUCAAC
Messenger RNA from Trichechus manatus latirostris (Florida manatee), 3107 nucleotides. RefSeq names its product zinc finger protein OZF-like. Gene Ontology annotation, biological process: regulation of transcription by RNA polymerase II. The transcript is spliced from 4 exons. Bases 241 to 1728 code for a protein of 495 amino acids. Lineage: Eukaryota; Metazoa; Chordata; Mammalia; Sirenia; Trichechidae. The record is from RefSeq and is a predicted model, not a curated record. Gene Ontology annotation, cellular component: nucleus. Gene Ontology annotation, molecular function: RNA polymerase II cis-regulatory region sequence-specific DNA binding; DNA-binding transcription factor activity, RNA polymerase II-specific.